Colletotrichum destructivum is the source of this 937-nucleotide messenger RNA. RefSeq names its product Putative HD/PDEase domain-containing protein. NCBI's taxonomy places the organism in Eukaryota, Fungi, Ascomycota, Sordariomycetes, Glomerellales, Glomerellaceae. Bases 292 to 936 code for a protein of 214 amino acids. The transcript has a single exon. The record is from RefSeq and is a predicted model, not a curated record.
GCGCCAGUCACCUACCUUAAACGGUCCGUAUGAGUCAACAUCUCAAGGCAGCAGCCCUUCUCUCACCAAACUGACCCUCCUUCCUUGUCGGCGUGCUCUGGGAAAAGUACUCUAGCAGAGGCCGGAUUACCAAUCCCUACGGAAGCAGGAAGACUUGCCAUCGUUGAUAAAGACUGCCUGCCGUAUGCUGUUCAGUUGAUUUGCGAUCUCUCGUUGAAACAGUUCGCUGCGGUACAAUAAUCUGUAACAUAGCGAGUUUGGCUCCAAAACAUUACCCAAAAAAUCUAAACAAUGGCACAAGCCCCGACAACCACCAACGACGAACUUGUCGCCAAGGUCACUGAGUACGUCAAGGAGUACAUGUCAAAGUACGACGCAUCCCAUGACUUCAACCACAUCAGACGCGUCGUCUCACUCGCCCACCGCAUCUACGCUCAAUCCCCUGCCACGCCGGCCCUGGAUAAGCACACCAUCACCCUCGCCGCUCUCCUGCAUGACGUUGGCGACCGCAAGUACUUGCAGCCCGGCGAAGACGCCUCGACUCUUGUUUCCACCGUCCUCCAGUCUCUCGGCGUCGAUGCCGAACUCGCCGCCCGCGUGCAGGCCAUCUGUCUCGGCGUCAGCUACUCCAGCGAGAUCAAAGAUCCGGCUCGGGUCCGUACGCUGAUCGCUGCGCAUCCGGAGCUGGCGGUCGUGCAGGACGCGGAUCGUCUGGACGCCAUCGGUGCCGUGGGCGUAGGCCGCUGCUUCACCUUUGGUGGCGCAAAGGGCUCGCGGAGCCUGGACGACUCCAUUCUGCACUUCGAGGAGAAGUUGGUCAAGCUUGAGGAAAUGAUGAAGACGGAUGCGGGGCGGGAGCUGGCGCGGGAACGGACGAGGAGAAUCCAGACGUUCAUGGAGUGGUGGCAGGACGAGGCCGGUCCUGUAAGUGCAUGAG